AUGGGAGCUAAUUGGCUCACGAAACAGACAUCACUACCGAGAGAAAUCCCGCUAACAGGGAGCUCACCACCGGAUAAUAUCCGAGCAGAUCUCGAAAACCUGGAAGAUAAAUGGCUCAAGGAAGCGGCCGACGAGAUGUCUGAGAAUAAAAUAGCUUCCGAACAAACUCAGUACUGGGAUAAAAUAGAUUUCGAAGAAAAACCGAACCAUUUGGAGAUGAUUGAAAAACGACUGAACGAACUCAAGCACACAGAUAUUCAAAUCCGUAUCGGCGAGACUUUAUUCGAAUGUCACACGUUGCUGCUGCAGUGUUUUUCGGAAGUUUUCGAUGAGCUGGGCAACAUACCGGAGGUGGAUCUACCAGAGGAGAAGGUAACUCAGGAUGCGUUCAAGCUCAUCUACGAUUGGCUGUUGUCGCAGAAACCAGUUGUGCAACGGGAACAUUUCGUUGAGGUGUUUGUAGCGGCGGAGUACUUGGGCAUUCCUGCUCUGAUCAACCAGUGCUGGACUUGCGUGGACGAUACGGAAGCAUUGAUGGAAGAUCGUGCUUUUCGGUUGUACACUGAGGCAAUUCCUUUCCAGCACACCGUUCUACAGAACAUGAUGCUGAGAAGAAUUUGCAAAUUUUUCCUUACUCUUGUCGCUUCCGAAGAGUUUCUUCAUCUACCGUUAGAAGACUUAACUAUCCUGUUGAAUUCCAACUAUAUCGGAGUUUUCUCCGAGGCAGAUGUUCUGUAUGCUGCGGCCGUUUGGCUUCUAGGUGAGUGGGAAAGUCGCAGCAAAUACGUCAGCGUUGUAAUGAAACUGGUACGUUUUCCAUUAAUGAGUCAAUCUCUGCUGUCCAACUUGAUCAAAUGCGAAGAAGACGAACGUAUUCAUGGUAUCUUGCAGCAUGACGCAACGAAAAAUCUUGCCAUUCAAGCGUUGACCGAUUUGUGUCAACUAACAUCUGAACCACGGUCUGGUUCCUCAAGCCUCGGUUUGCAUAUAGUGAGAAAACCUUUUCAACGUAUCUGGCUAAGAGAUCCAACCGUAUUGAUGCAGGGAGAUGAACCAGUUGGACGUAGAUCUCAACGACAGGAGUGUACUUUUGGUGAAUUUAUGAAACGAUCGGACGAUUUGGUUUCCAAUCCGGACAGCUGGCUCAGUUGGGAGAUAAUUGAGCUCGAUGAUGAUGCCGAGGUGCCCUCAUCAAACGUAGCCUUUCAUGAAGGAAUUUCAGACACGGAAUAGUGUUCGGUUUGGUUGCAAAUCAAGGAUCGAUGGUGGCUGCGUGGAAUAUAUGGUAUCUAUUCGUAACUGUAGCUAGUGUUUCAUGCAACCCAAUUUUUUCCCAUCAAAUCCUGAGGUUGUAUUAUAUCUGCGUGAAAGAAUGUCUGUUGAAUUUUUUGCUUGAGUUCGCUAAACUAAAUAUAAUAAUGGUAGUCAGCCUUAUUCUACAUUA
This is a messenger RNA of Topomyia yanbarensis, 1444 nucleotides long. Its product is annotated as kelch-like protein 26. Gene Ontology annotation, molecular function: protein binding. NCBI's taxonomy places the organism in Eukaryota, Metazoa, Arthropoda, Insecta, Diptera, Culicidae. The transcript has 3 exons. The record is from RefSeq and is a predicted model, not a curated record. Bases 1 to 1233 code for a protein of 410 amino acids.